UAAAGGAGAUUUACUUAUGGGUUCGAUGCAGAAGACAAAUCCACGUUUUAAGUAAGCUCUAGUGGUGGCAUUACAUAAAUAAUUACGGAUUUAUCAUUAAAUUGUUUCAGAAUACUCUCUCUCUCCCUCCCCAACUGGAGCCAACCAUCACACCAGAAAUCACCAAUGAAAGAGAAGCUCUGUUAUGUUAUGUUCUGUCCUCUCUCGCCUGUUACAUUACCACAUCAUCCGACCCCCCCUCUCCCUCUCUCUGUGUAUAUAUAUACCCGUUGUUGUAUAAGACAGUGACCCCCAAAGAACUAGGCUGCUUCUGUUGUUCUGUUCUCCAAUGUUGCCAUCAGCAGAGCAACAGGGCAGCCAUAGAGUGUCUGACAGGAACAAGAACAAGAAUCUCAACAGAGUUUCUUCUUCCACUUCUUCACCAUCAUCAUCAACAUCCUCUUCCUCUUUACCCACCAACUCCCAGACCCAGAACAAACAUCCAACCACCAUGGAAGAAGUCUGGAAAGACAUCACCCUUUCUUCCCUUCACCACCACCAAAACCCUCAUGAUCCGAGGCUAGGCAGCCACCAGGCCCACGAUCCAAACUCCAUCUUCCAGGAUUUUCUCAACAGGCCACUGAACCAGGAACCACCCGCGAGUCUGAGCAUGGGUUCCUCAAGCAAUGGGGACACAAGCACUGCCAUUGCUCUGUACGGCUCUCCUCUCCCAGCUCCUGCAACUGUUCUCAGCUUGAAUUCCAGUGCUGCAUUCGAGCUUCUUGAUAACUCAGAUUCUCAUCUGUUGCAGAACCACCCCCAACUCUCCUCAAACGUGUCCUCCUUUACCACCCCUUUCGAGGCUCUUGCCUCAGCGGGUCGGUUCGGUUGUUAUGAGAAGAAAAGAGGCCAAGAUUCUGAUGGAAGUUCAAGUGAUAUACGCCACAAGCGUAUGAUCAAGAACAGAGAAUCUGCGGCUCGUUCCCGGGCCAGGAAACAGGAAUGUCCCUCUCCUCUCUCUCUCACCCCCACUUCUUUUCUAUAUGAUUUGAGAUGGGGAACGAAUGAGGUGUUUUUGCAUCUGAGAAGCUUUUGCAUUUGUGGGUUCCGGGUUUUGUGUUUUUACAGGCUUAUACGAAUGAGUUGGAGCUUGAAAUUGCUCACCUGCAGGCAGAAAAUGCAAGACUCAAGAGAGAACAAUAUCAGCAGAGGAUGGCGGCAGCAUCCCAGCUUCCCAAAAAGAACAAGCUUCAGAGGUCCUCAACAGCUCCAUUUUGAAAAGAAAAAAAAAUCUACCAGUCCCUCACUGUUUUGGUGUCUAAAUGUGUUCCUUAUGGAAAGAAAAAAGGGAAAGUUUGUACCUUUUUUUUAAGAUAUAACUAAGCUAAAACUUGUAGUGAGCUUAAGAAAUGCAGGGGAAAAGAAGAUGUAAAAAUACAUAGAAAAAGAAAGGGUCUUUCCAUUUCCUAAGGCAAACACAC
Tarenaya hassleriana is the source of this 1460-nucleotide messenger RNA. Its product is annotated as protein FD-like. Gene Ontology annotation, cellular component: nucleus. Gene Ontology annotation, molecular function: DNA-binding transcription factor activity. The transcript is spliced from 2 exons. NCBI's taxonomy places the organism in Eukaryota, Viridiplantae, Streptophyta, Magnoliopsida, Brassicales, Cleomaceae. Gene Ontology annotation, biological process: positive regulation of DNA-templated transcription. The coding region runs from base 329 to 1351 and encodes 340 amino acids. The record is from RefSeq and is a predicted model, not a curated record.